AUAGGCUGGCUGUUAAAGCAUUAAAUGUUAAUACUACGAGUCACAUUUGGAAUAGAAAAACUGAGACCCACAGGGUCAACGGACGCCCGAUUGGUGCCAAACAUAAUAUAACAAAAAAGAAUAUUACAAAAGUAAUAGCAUUGGCGCGUACCAUUUUGAACUCGCGGCUCUGCCCUUAUGCCUAG
Molecule: messenger RNA, 185 nt
Organism: Protopolystoma xenopodis
Lineage: Eukaryota; Metazoa; Platyhelminthes; Monogenea; Polystomatidea; Polystomatidae
Source: the annotation of a GenBank genome assembly